Molecule: messenger RNA, 579 nt
Organism: Lasiosphaeria miniovina
Lineage: Eukaryota; Fungi; Ascomycota; Sordariomycetes; Sordariales; Lasiosphaeriaceae
Exons: 4
Coding region: 1-579 (192 amino acids)
Source: RefSeq, a predicted model, not a curated record
AUGAGUCAGCAAAGCGGUGCAAAGGAUGCCGUCAUCAGCCAUGCCCAAGCUCACAAAGCAGGCCCGGACGGGCCAAUGACGGCACUUGAAACGACUGGCCGUCGCGGGGACCCCCGCGCCUCGAGAUAUGGUUUCAGCUCACUAGCUGGCGACAGGAGAGGGCGGGGUGCCUGGGGCGUCGACGUGGGCGGCAGACAGCGAAAAGAGAGUGACACGGUGAUGCGAGUCGGCGAAUUGGCCAGUGAGCAGACGAGCCAGCACACCCAACGAGAUUUUCGGGAUGGCGGCGUUAAGCUGAUCACGCUGGACGACUUUGCCCCUGGGAAGACGGCGCGGUCUGGGCAAGAGCAGCUCCUAAAAGUGAAAAGCGGUUGGGGUCUGGGGAACAAGUCUCGGGGGGUUGACAAAGACCCUAGCUCCCAAGGCCAAAGGCCCCACCUCGUGGAGAAGGAGAAGCCAAACGGCGUGGGGGUCAGGUUGGCUGCUGGCCCCAAGCUUCGGGUCGGGAAAGCAACUCGUCAGCUUGUCUCGGGCAAACUCGACGAGAACCCAGGAUGGAAGAAGGCACUCCCAUCAUAG